AUGGCUUCCGAAGGCUCUAAGGAUUUGCCUAUCCGGCCCUCUGCGGAGGCUCAAGACACUCAACCUGCUUCUGCCCAAGCCCCGCCAAACGCUGCCAAAGCCGCUGCAUCGAGUGCCGAUUCGCUCCCCGACUUCAUUAUCGAGCGCAACAACCUUUUCGAAGAGCUAUGGCAACAAUAUCUCGAGGAAACCAAGAACAAGCCCCACCCCGAAAUCAAUGUUACCCUCGAUAUUGGUAACGGCAGUCCCUCCACCAUCACUGCCAAAGCCUGGGAGACCACCCCCGCUUUGCUUCUUCGGGACGUGCCUAAGGAAGUCAGCGCCAAUGUUGUCCUCGCGAGAGUUGGAAAGGAGCUCUGGGACUUAAGCCGUCCUUUGGAAGGCGACUGCACGGUCUCCUUUGUCCCAUUCGACAACCCAGAGGGUAGGGAGGUUUUCUGGCACUCCAGUGCGCACUGCCUUGGUGAAGCUUGCGAGUGCGAAUAUGGAUGUCUCCUUUCUCAUGGACCGCCCACUCCCCAAGGUUUCUUCUACGACAUGGCAAUGCCCGAUAACCGUGUCGUCAAAGAAACCGAUUGGAAGGCCCUCGACACCAAAGCGUCCCGGAUAUUUAAGGAGAAGCAGAGUUUCGAUCGGUUGGAGGUCACGAAGGAGAACCUCAGAAAGAUGUUUUCCUACAGCAAAUACAAGCUGCACUACAUUGAUAAGCUGGUGACUGGAGAGAAGAGUACCGUGUACAGAUGCGGUACUUUGGUAGACCUGUGCAGAGGUCCCCACAUUCAGAACACUGGAAAGGUCAAGACCUUCAAGAUUAUGCAGAACUCUUCCGCAUAUUUCCUCGGCGACCAGAGCAACGACUCUUUGCAACGUAUUCGUGGAGUUGCAUUCCCCGACAAGAAGCAGAUGUCAGAACACCUGAAGUUCUUGGAGGAGGCAGAGAAGCGCAACCACUUGAGGAUUGGAAAGGAGCAAGAGCUGUUCUUCUUUGAUGAGGUUUCCCCUGGAUGUCCUUUCCUCCUCCCCAAUGGAACCAAGAUUUUCAAUGCUCUCCAGUCCCUUCUGCGAACAGAAUACCGCAAGCGUGGCUACCAAGAGGUUCAGACCCCCAACAUGUACGAUGUGGGCAUCUGGAAGACCUCUGGUCACUGGGCUCACUACGGAGAUGAUAUGUUCAAGCUCGAUGUCGAGAAGAGAGAGUGGGCUCUCAAGCCCAUGAACUGCCCCGGACAUUUCGUACUCUUCGGUCACCGGGAGAGGAGUUACCGUGAACUUCCUUUGAGACUUGCGGACUUCGGUGUCUUGCACAGAAACGAAGCGUCGGGCGCCCUGAGCGGUCUGACUCGUGUGCGAAAGUUCCAGCAAGAUGACACCCACAUCUUCUGUACCCAGGACCAGAUCAUUUCGGAGAUUGAAGGUCUGUUUGACUUCUUGAAGUCCAUCUACGGUCUUUUUGGCUUCACCUUUAAGUUGAAGCUCUCUACACGCCCUGAGAAUUACCUUGGUGAACUAGCAACCUGGGACUACGCCGAGGAACAGCUCAAGGCUGCCAUGACCAAGUUCAUGGGCAAUGACUGGACCAUUGACGAGGGUGACGGUGCGUUCUACGGACCGAAGAUUGACAUCACCAUUGCCGAUGCCCUCAAGAGAGAGUUCCAGUGUGCCACCAUCCAACUCGACUACCAGGCGCCCAUCAACUUCAAGCUCGAGUACAUGACAAACGAGAAGAGUCAGGCUCCUGCCAUGAAGGAGGGUGAUGCCAAGUCCAAUGAGCCGAGCCCUGGCCACGCCCGUCCCGUUGUCAUUCACCGCGCUAUCAUUGGUAGCUUCGAGCGAUUCCUGGGUAUUUUGAUUGAGCACUUUGGUGGCAAGUGGCCAUUCUGGAUCAGCCCUCGUCAGAUCCUGAUUGUGCCUGUCAUGCCUGCUGUGAACGACUACGUCGAGGAGCUUCAGCAGAUUCUGCGUGGUGACAAGAUGAAUGUUGACAUUGACAUUAGCGGUAACACUAUGCAGAAGAAGAUCCGUACUGGACAAUUGGCGCAGUACAACUUCAUUUUCGUUGUUGGUGCUUCGGAGAAGGAAUCUCGCUCCGUUAACAUCCGUAACCGAGACGACCCGGCCACGCAGAAACAGGGCAUCAUGAUUCCCCUUGAGGAGGCACGCACCAAGCUGCGGGCUCUGAGAAAGGAGCGGAAACUGGUGAACUCGCUUUAA
Molecule: messenger RNA, 2211 nt
Organism: Aspergillus wentii DTO 134E9
Lineage: Eukaryota; Fungi; Ascomycota; Eurotiomycetes; Eurotiales; Aspergillaceae
Product: threonine--tRNA ligase THS1
Exons: 5
Coding region: 1-2211 (736 amino acids)
Biological process (GO): threonyl-tRNA aminoacylation
Cellular component (GO): cytoplasm
Molecular function (GO): ATP binding; threonine-tRNA ligase activity
Source: RefSeq, a predicted model, not a curated record